Phanerochaete carnosa HHB-10118-sp is the source of this 537-nucleotide messenger RNA. RefSeq lists its product as uncharacterized. The record is from RefSeq and is a predicted model, not a curated record. NCBI's taxonomy places the organism in Eukaryota, Fungi, Basidiomycota, Agaricomycetes, Polyporales, Phanerochaetaceae. The coding region runs from base 10 to 387 and encodes 125 amino acids. The transcript has 3 exons.
AUCAGCGUCAUGUCCACUACUUCGACCCCCGAUGCUUCCCCCGCGCAUGUCCAACCGCUGCACAAUCCCUCUCAGGCGGCGCGCGUCGUUGUCCCACAGGCACCUCUCGGUAACGCGACGAACGGAGGUGCAUCCUUCGCACCUGGCAUGGGUGCAAAGGCUCUGCUCGCCAAGAGGAUGACGAAGAACGUAAACCCUGCGUUCGUUUCGCCAACGGACAAUUUGAUGACACCGUGCACGAAGAAAAUCAGUGCGGCAAAGAAAAAGACUUUUGCCAAAGGCGCGGCAAAGCCUAUGGCUCCGCUGUUCUCGCAAGCUGAGGCUAAGGGAUCCGACUCGAGUGGCGACGAAACGAAGAAGAUGGACGAUGACGAGAACCCGUUCUAGAUCCUUUUUACUUUUACGCAUGAUGUUACGAUCUUAUACGACUGCCCUCUCUGUCUCAUGUAUUCUUCCUCGUUGAUUCGUUCUCGCUCUGCUGUCUUUGGCGCCCAUCGUCUGGGUCGUUUGUACUAUGGCUGUAUAUCCUCCCUUUUU